AUGAAAGGAACUCUGAAUCUCAAUUCUCACCCCCACUCGUAAGAAAAAAAAGAAGAAAAAAAACAUUUUUAUUUUUAUUUUUUAAUUUUCAAUUCCCAUAGCAUUUUCAGAUAGAGCUAAGGUAAGGUAAGGUAAGGUAUCUCUUCGCCUCUACAACAACAAUAUUCCUUUCCCAUGUUCUGAACCGAGUCAAUAGUGGACUCAGCGAGUCACGCUUUCCGAUUCGGCUUUCCAAUCUCACCCACCAUGGCCACCACCCGUUCCUCCGAGGACAUAGUUGAUUCCACGCCGCUGCUCGCCAAUUCCGGCGGCUCCACCGACGACCUCACCUCCGGCCGCCGAUUCGCACGGCGCCAGCGGCUCCGGCAGGCGGUGCGGUUCCUCCAGCAGGCCAGCGGGCGCCGCAUGAUGCGCGAGCCGUCGAUGCUGGUCCGGGAGGCGGCGGCAGAGCAACUGGAGGAGCGGCAGGGCGAUUGGGCGUAUUCGAAGCCGGUGGUUGUUCUCGACAUCGUUUGGAACUUGGCGUUCGUUAUCGUGGCGGGGACCGUGUUGGUGCUGAGCGUGAGCGAAGCUCCGGGAAUGCCUCUGAGGCUGUGGAUUGUGGGGUACGCUUUGCAAUGCUUCCUCCACAUGGUUUGCGUUUGCGUCGAGUAUAGGAGAAGGAGGAGGCACCAACGUGCUGCGUCGUUGAACUCUGUGUCAGCGCAAGACAGGGUUGGUGACAGCAGUGGGAAUUUGAGUGUGUCUUCCAGGGAGGGUUCUGCUUCUGGCUCUGCGCAGUAUGUGUCGUUGGGGCAAUUCGAUGAGGAGGGUACUAGCAGUGUUGCAAAGCAUUUGGAAUCAGCCAAUACUAUGUUUUCAUUUGUUUGGUGGAUUAUUGGAUUCUACUGGGUAUCUGCUGGUGGUCAAGCAUUAGCCCAAGAGUCUCCUCAGCUCUACUGGCUAUGUAUAAUCUUCCUUGGUUUUGAUGUUUUCUUUGUCGUUUUCUGUGUUGCACUGGCGUGUAUCAUUGGUAUUGCUGUUUGUUGUUGCCUUCCAUGCAUCAUUGCACUUCUUUAUGCAGUUGCAGACCAGGAAGGGGCAUCGAAGGAGGACAUUGAACAGUUGUCAAAAUUUAAAUUCCGAAGAAUUGAAAGUAAUGAGAAGCUUAAUGGUACUAUACAAGGACCUGUAGGAGGAAUAAUGACUGAAUGCCAGGCUGAUUCACCUAUUGAACAUGUUCUUGCUGAGGAGGAUGCGGAAUGUUGCAUCUGCCUUUCUUCUUAUGACAAUGGGGUUGAGCUAAGAGAACUUCCUUGUGGUCACCAUUUUCACUGUGCCUGUGUGGAUAAAUGGCUGUAUAUUAAUGCUACAUGCCCCCUCUGCAAGUAUAACAUCUUAAAAAGUAGCAACCUCAGUCAAGAGGAAGUGUAGAAGGUGUGAGGAAGGUUUUUAGCUUCCAUGUUGAGGAAUCUGCAUACUUUUGAUUCACAGUAUAAUAGGCACAACAUGUUAAUAUACUUUGAUACACAGGCUCAUACCGUUGCUGCUGUUGCUGUGUGCUGUUAUCGUGUAGUGAUAGCUGUUUUGAUUAUUUGUAGUUAUUGUAUCUUGUAACUGGUUGUGUAUAUCAGUGUUGUGUUGUUCAGUGCAUACCGGCUAUAUUUAUCUGAAGAGGCAAUUUGGUUGUCAUUUUUUU
This is a messenger RNA of Cajanus cajan (pigeon pea), 1678 nucleotides long. Its product is annotated as E3 ubiquitin-protein ligase At1g12760. Gene Ontology annotation, cellular component: plant-type vacuole. Lineage: Eukaryota; Viridiplantae; Streptophyta; Magnoliopsida; Fabales; Fabaceae. Gene Ontology annotation, molecular function: ubiquitin protein ligase activity. The record is from RefSeq and is a predicted model, not a curated record. Gene Ontology annotation, biological process: ubiquitin-dependent protein catabolic process; protein ubiquitination.